GACCCAAUUGGACCAGUGUUAGCUAGUGCCGAACUGGCCAAUCGAUUGCACUUGGCGGCAAACAGCUGUGGGUCUAUCGGAAAUGGAGCAUGUGCGAAGUGAAACUAAAGAGCUGGUACAAAAGCUCGUGAGCCUAAGCAUAACCGAAAAUGAGGAGGAAAUUUCGGCAAUACUCAAGAACCUACGACUGUUGCUCACAAAAGGCGGGAAAAAUCAGGAGACGUUGGCCGAAAGUGUGGAGUUCUCCAGCUUUUUAGAUGCCCUGGCUUUCAAUCCAACGAUGCGCACAGAGCAUCGAAUCAUACACAAUCUCUCUCUGCAGGUGCUGGCCAAUAGUGUUGUUAACAAUGAGACCACGCAAGCACUUACCUGGAGUCAGCAUGGCUUGAAGAUCGCCGAGCAAGCUUACGCUUCUCCUUUGGGAAGUUCCAAUAAUGUGCUCCUCAUGAUCAUGUACAACAUAUACCUGAGUGGUCGUGGUCUGAUCACCGACUUGGUGGCACUUACAACUUGUUUGCAACUGUGGCGGGCUCUAAACGAGGCCCAGUGCACCUAUAACUUCGAGUACCUACACUUCUUCCUGGAGCACUUCAUUGUUCAGAAUGGACGAGCCUGCGUAGCUUGUUACCAGAAGUUAGAGACUGAAGAUCGUGUUGCUUUCCUUGACUACGUGGCCCACUAUCUGAGGGAAAACAGUCCCAAUGGCGAUGUUACUCUGUUUUUGCUUCAGCAUUUUGCCAAAGAAUUCCGCAUGAAAUCCGAUUGUCUUCUGCGCGAAACUAUUAAGCUUAAGCAUGAGCUUCAUCCCCGUGAAGUUCACACAUUACUGCGCAUCAUCGCAAGUGCCAGCGGCUCUGAGAAGUAUGCCAAUGUGUACUCCUCGGACCAAUCGCUGUUCAUCAACGUCAGCAGUCUGCUAAGAUGCGUUGUGUCUGCUGGCAAGGAACCGGAUGGAGGCGGCCUGGAUAAGCCCAUGACGAAGCUGGAGGAGGUGGCCCUCACUUCGGGCAUUGAUGCGGGCUAUGAAAAAAAGGUCUCCUAUGAACUUAAAACGCUACUCGUACGCUGUUCAGCCAAUCUUCUGUAUGACAACAAGGCCAACAAGGGUUACUGCCUGGACACACAGCUGCUGCCUACCCUUCUAGAAUGCACAACGAUGGAUGCUCGAAACCCGUUGAUGCGGGAGUGGAGCAUCCUAGCCAUCCGAAACGCCUGCAUAAACUGUCCGGAGGCGCAACAGGUGAUCGCAGGCCUGACUAUGCAGGGCUCCGCGCCCAACGACAUCCUCACCGAACUCAAUCUGGACAUGGGCGCACUCCGCAUCUGUGAUAGGCAGCAAUAGUUCAGCUAGCAGCAUACAUCUACCCAUAAGAAAUUGGCAAACGAGGCAUGACCACUGGCUGGCCAACAAGUGGUUAGAUGUUAUUCACACCACGUCAUCCUCCGCGCAGUCGUUGGCCCCCUUUUUCAGGCUUUACGAUGCGCUAAUGGCAUGCCAACAGAUAGCCAAAGGCAUUCAUAAAAGCGAUGUCAACGUUUAAUGGUAAAUCGGGGGAAUGUGGCGUACGGCUAGCGUGGCGGGCAAAUAUAUAAAAAUAGCUGCCCAUGUACCAUGCUCUGUGUACCAUUAAAAAAGCGAUGCCUAAAUCCAUCUAAGUUCUAAAUUUGUGCGCACACUGCCGCAGCAACGGAAUCAUCGGCGGAGUAGAGUUCAUGUUUAUGGCGUAAUUAAGCAACGAUGACGUCUGCCCGAGUAAUUCCUUCGGCGGCUUGCUGCAGGUGGCAGCUCCGCCCUACCCAAAUCCCACGUCCGAUUCCGCUCCCAGAGGCGUAUGUAGAACGAUUUUAUGUUUAUGCUGGCUAACAAUGGCUGCCUUUGUUAUUUUUUUCUUGGCUCGUCGCGCUCCCAAAAAGAAAUGCGAAGGAAGAGGCAGGCGAGCGACAACCACUGGUGGCUAGUAGCCAGUCAGUCUGUGCUCUGCCUUGGCCAGCAGCAGACGGAGCCGUACCGCCGCGAUCCGAUCGAGUCGAUCGCAAGGAAUUGUAAAGCCCAAAGAUCGCGCUCUUUUAUUUCCAAUUGUGGCUCGCUUCACGGGCAAUAUAGCCAUUUAUUUCGGUUGUUAUCGCUUGUUCGCCUCGAUCUUUAGUCGGUAGUUUAACAAAAUUUUAUUUUAAACGUGCCGGGCCGCUCAUAAAAACCAAACACAGCGGUCAUAAACAAUUAGCCUGAGACCAGCGCCAGCCAGCCAGCGAGCCAGAGAUCUCCGUUGCAUCGGUGCAGCUUUAAUGGUAAACACCGGGGGUAUAGCUGCUCUUAUAUAACAAUAAAUCAGGAUACCUGACGGACGGUAACCACGCCUGACAGUUUAUGAGGUUGGCUGUCGGGCAGGAGGCGGUGCUGAUCCAAAUCCGCUGGCAUUGGCAUUAUUUAUGCGGGGCAUUAAUUAAAUACACAUUUCUCAAAAUUCGCUUCUUUUACGCCGGGGCGGAAUUCAACGUGUGUUGCGACGUCUGAAUAAUACGGCACAAACCAAAAAUACAAUGGCCGACAGAAAGUAAAACAAAGGCUGAAACACAAAAUAAAUAAAUAAGCGGACGGACGGGCGGUCGUUUCGAGAUUUAUUUCGCUGUUUUAUUUUUUCAAAAAAUAUACACUUUCUGCCCGCCUGUCAAAAGUGUCAAUACAUUCGCGCCCAAAUGCGACAAUGAGUUGUAAAUUAUUGAUGCCUCCUCCACUUUGUCAGCCGGGAAUCUGCUAAGCUCGCGGUGGGUCAUUCUAAAAAUAAGGCAAACUGUUCGCUGUAACUUGUGCGUGGCUAAAAAAAACAAAAAACCCAUCAAAAACUAGAAGAGAAAUUCGAAAAAAUCGCAUUCGAAGCAAAGUGGCACAUGGGAUGCAGCUCAAUGACGCACUUCAGUGACGCAAGUGCGUGCAACUCCGCGACUCCCGAUGAUGCAAGCUGCAAGAUCUAUUCCCGGAAUAGAUUGCGGAAGUGGAGAACAACAAUCUGGGUUUUUCCCACAAAUAAACAAAAUGUAUAAGUGGACCUUUUUGGUAGACACAAUGAUGGUAUCGCAACUUAGGAGGCAUAUUUCGACGGCAUCCACAUGGCAGGCAGUACUAACCAUGUGUAUGACACUUGUGCACGCACACCGCUCCACCGCCUAAUCCCCACCUGCUACGACAACCACCCGACCAUCUGACGAUCCAUCCAUCCAUCCGAGCACCCACUCGACGGAGGCGCACCUAAUUCUCGCAAUAUUCCGCAAAGAGGCGAAAUAAUUUUUGAAGAGGAAUUCGCAUUUUUGUCAUCUAUUUUCCUCGCCUGAAUGUGUCUACUAAUUUGCUUAAUUUCUGUCAAAGACCAACGACGAACGUAUGGGAAUUUCUGGUUGUCUUGGCAACACGUAUGCAAACACAUAAAUAAAAUAAAAGAAAAUAGCACGGA
Messenger RNA from Drosophila erecta, 3449 nucleotides. Its product is annotated as ataxin-10. The transcript is spliced from 3 exons. Gene Ontology annotation, cellular component: cytosol. Lineage: Eukaryota; Metazoa; Arthropoda; Insecta; Diptera; Drosophilidae. The record is from RefSeq and is a predicted model, not a curated record. The coding region runs from base 83 to 1342 and encodes 419 amino acids. Gene Ontology annotation, biological process: neuron projection development.